Dermatophagoides farinae (American house dust mite) is the source of this 2140-nucleotide messenger RNA. NCBI's taxonomy places the organism in Eukaryota, Metazoa, Arthropoda, Arachnida, Sarcoptiformes, Pyroglyphidae. The record is from RefSeq and is a predicted model, not a curated record.
UUGAUGAAAUAAUAAUUUCUGUCAUUGCCCCUAUUGCUGUUGCUGUUUAAUUAUCAAACAAAACCAAUAUUUCCUUCCUAUUCAAAGGAAUCACAAACCAUCAUCAUCAUCAUUUUGUUUUGUUUUUAUUGAUAUAGAGCAGUUAGGAAAUCCGACUCAUUACUAGACUAGAAACAAAUCAACGUUUUAUAAAUUGUUUUUAUUUGUCAAUCAAAGAUUUGUUUAUUGUUCUCAAAUCAAUCUAAAGCCUGAAAAUAAUAGUGAUGAUGAUGAUGAUGUUGAAUCAUUGUAAUUAUUUAGUUUUUCUUGCCCUAAUUUGCAUUAUAAUCAAGCAAAAAUCGGCUAUAGCUAAAAAAUAUUCAGCCAAAAUAUCGGCUAUGCAUUUUCUAGAAAAUUAUGGUUACUUACCUGAAAUGGGUGAUAAUGAAUUAAAUCUUCUUGAUCAUAAAGAAUUGGAACGUGCAAUAAAAUUGAUGCAAAAAUUUGCUCAUAUACCGCAAACAGGUCGGAUGGAUGCCAAUACAGUUGCUGUAAUGAAAUCACCACGUUGUGGUGUACCGGAUAUUGUAAAUAAUGUACAAUCAUCAUCAUCAUCGAAAUAUCAUCGAUCCAAACGUUUUGCUGUUUAUGGACCUAAAUGGAAAAAAAUGCCAAUUAAAUGGAAUUUGAUAAGUCCAUCUGCAAACGUUUCAUCUGGCCAGGCACGUCAGAUAUUUAGUCGUGCAUGGAACAUUUGGGCCAAAGCAUCGGAUAGAUUGAAAUUUGAAGAAUCUGCUGAUCCAAAAGCCGAUAUUCUAAUUGGUUUCUAUGCCGGUGAACAUGGUGAUGGUAAACGACAGAAAUUUGAUGGCCCCGGUGCUAAACUUGCACAUGCAUAUGCACCACCAAAUGGUGAUGUUCAUUUUGAUGAUGAAGAAAAUUGGCUGGAUAAAAAUGGUCCAAGUUUAUUUUGGACAGCAUUACAUGAAUUUGGUCAUUCAUUGGGAUUCUCGCAUACGGCCGAUGAAGCUUCCAUAAUGUUUCCUUAUUAUCGUGAUCAUGGUGAAAAUUUUACAUUACCUGAAAUCGAUCGUGCUGGUGUUCAAUACCUUUAUGGUGGUGGUACUGAUCUUGAUAAUACGAAACAACAUCAUGAAACAGUGACAAAAAGUUAUGAUGAUCGUAAUAAACAAAUUAAUGAUGGUACGACAAUAUCGCCGACAAUAAAAAGUUUCGAACAUGUAAUGUGUAAUACAAACAUUGAUGCAAUUGCAUCGAUUAGAAAUGAAAUAUUUGUCUUUAAAAAUCAGUCAUUUUGGUGGGUGAAAAAUGACCUAACACUGAUUCGUCAUGAACCGAUACCAAUAUCACAAUAUUUUAUUGGAUUUCCAACGGAUAUUGGUCAUGUAGAUGCUGUUUAUGAACGACGUAGUGAUCAAUUGAUCAUGUUUUUCGUCGGUAGACAAUAUUAUCUAUUCAAUUCAAAUCUUUAUCAUGCUGGACCACUGCCAUUGACAGAUUUAUGUCUGCCUGAACACGUUGAACGUAUUGAUGCAAUAAUCGAUUGGGCUGUAAAUGGUCGUGCAUAUAUUUUUACUGGUUCAGUAUAUUGGCGAUUAAAUUCACAGGAAAAUUGUAUCGAAAUGGAUUAUCCACGUGACAUAAGUGUAUGGCAAGGUAUACCAACAAAUUUGGAUGCUGCAUUUACAUGGCGAUUCGACAGUGUGACAUAUUUCUUCAAAGGUUCAUCAUAUUGGAAGUUUGAUAAUCGAAAAAUGCGUGUACAGAAUCAUAAUCCAGGCAGAAUUCGUGAUUUUCUCUUUCGAUCAAUCGAUUGUCGACGAAUUGCCAUCAUUCAUCAGCCAGAUGAAUAUAAUCAUAUUGGCCAAUAUGAUUCAUUGACAAGUUCAGCAUCGAAUGCAUUCACGAAUCAAUCAUUCAUCAUUUUGUUGUUGUUGUUAUUGAUAUUUUUGAAAAAAAAUUGCUCACAUUUUUUUAUUUGAUUGAAAAAAUUCCAAAAAAAAAAAUUUCGAAUUCAAGAGGUAUUUGGCAACAGAUGGCGUGUAUAUAUUGUGAAAAUUUAUUUUUGAAAAGAUAUGACAAACUUCGCUAUAUUCACAAAAACAAAAACAGAUAGACAGAUAUGGUAAAGCAAAUAAAA